Messenger RNA from Salvia splendens (bonfire salvia), 3220 nucleotides. RefSeq names its product peptidyl-prolyl cis-trans isomerase G. Bases 128 to 2917 code for a protein of 929 amino acids. The record is from RefSeq and is a predicted model, not a curated record. The transcript is spliced from 2 exons. NCBI's taxonomy places the organism in Eukaryota, Viridiplantae, Streptophyta, Magnoliopsida, Lamiales, Lamiaceae. Gene Ontology annotation, cellular component: nucleus.
UUUACCAUUAUGAUCUCAGCUUGAACCCUAACCUUUCCUUUCCCUUCCCCAAUUCUUUCACGGUUCUACUGCAAUCUCAAACAAUUCACAGAUCCGUUCAAUCAAAAAUUCGCCUAGAAUUUGAGAAAUGUAUAACGGAAUAGGGCUCCAGACCCCUCGGGGAUCCGGAACCAAUGGCCACAUACAGUCGAACAAGUUCUUCGUGCGACCCAAGACCAACAAAGUCGUCACAGAUUCGAGCAGGGGCUUCGAAUCGGGCCAAGGAAUGGCCGGCGUGACCCGCAAAGCCAACAAGGAGAUCCUGGAGCACGAUCGGAAGCGUCAGAUUGAGCUCAAACUGAUCGUUUUGGAGGAUAAGCUGACAGAUCAGGGGUAUACAGAUGCCGAGAUCGCCGAGAAGCUCGACGAGGCAAGGAAGUCUCUCGAAGCCAAGGAUAAAGAAGAUGCUGGUGCUGAAAAUAAGUCGCGAUUUUCGGAAAAAGUUUCGGCGACUCAGACUCAUCAAAUAGCUGCACUGAAGGAGAGGCAGAUGGAAAAUCUGAAGGCUGCACUUGGAAUAGAAUCUGAAGCUGAGAAAGAGCAGAAGCGUAGUGCUGCUGAGGCACUAAAUUUCAAGGAGAUUCUUGAUGAGGGUGAAAUAGUGUCUACUGAUACUGAUCAGAGGGAAACAAUACAAAAAGUUGUAAAGAAAAAUGAAUCUGGAAGGAAUAAAAAAAAGCGGGCAAAGGAUUCUGAUAGUAGUGAGGGUUCUGAUGUUGAUCUUAGGAAGAGAAAGGGAAAGUCAUCUAAGAAGAAGAAGAGAGUUUCGAGGCGUUAUAGUAGUUCAUCCAGUUCAGAAUCACAGUCUGAUUCCGAUUCUGAUUUAGGUUCGGAGCCUGAUCAUGAUAAGAAAAACAUUAGAGCUCGUGAGCGCCAUGAUUCUGAUUCUUAUGAGAGCGGGAAGCAAAAUCCAAAGUCGUCUUCAAAGAGCAAGCGCCAUGAAUCUGAUGACUACUACAGCUCCCCUGGGAGUCCUCAGAGGAGAAAGCAAAAUGAAAAGAAGUCUUCAAAGAACAAACGCCACGAUUCAGAUGACGACCGCAGUUCAGAUAAGGGCCCUGACAGGAGAAAUCAGGAGCUAAAGAAGGAUAUGACGCUGGGAAAGAGCAAGCGGCAUGACCAUGAUGAUAACAAAGCACAUGAGAGGAGAAAGAUAAAAGAAAAAAAGCUGUCAAUGACUCGUAACAGAGCUCGUGAGAGUCCGGAAAGGAGAAGGAUAGAAGAAAUGAAACUGUCAAUGAACAUGCCGCAGUCAAAAAGCAAGCGACAUGAGGAUGAUGAGUACAGUCCCCCUGGGAGUCUUGAGAGGAGAAAUCAAGGGCAAAAGAAGUCUUCAAAGAGCAGGCGGGAUGGUUCAGAAGAUGAUUACAGAUCUGGAGAGAGUGUUGAGAGGAUAAAGCAAGAGUUAAAGAAGCCGUCUAAGAGCAAACGGUAUGAUUCUGAUGAUGGCUACAGCUCCGGAGAGAGCCUUGAGAAAAGAAAGAAAGAGCAAAAUAAGCCUUUAAAGAGCUCACGACUUGACUCUGAUGAUGACUACAACUCUGGCGAGAUCCCUGAUAGGAGAAAGCAAGACCUAAAGAAGCCAUCAAGCAGCAAGCGGCAUGAUUCUGAUGACGAGUACAGUCAUAAGAAGGGAAAAUAUGAUGAUGACCGAAAAAACUAUCAUAAGGGAGCUUGGAAGAAUAGAGAAUCUGACUCAGAUGAUGAACGUAAUCCUCGUGAAGGCCUCAAGAGUAGGAGUGAGAGGGGUUACGAGCAGAGCAGGCGACAUGGUGAUUCUGAUGAUAAGUUGGAGAAACGUGAGAGAAGCCGAACUGGGAAGGUGAAUUCACUACCUGAUAGUCCAAAGGACCGUCGUUAUGAUAGUAGUAGGAAACCCAGGAGUGAGAUACAAGAUAAAUUUGGUGAUAGAUAUGUUAAAGGAAGUGACAGUGACAGAGAAGAUGAAAUUGGUGAUAGGUAUGGUCAAGGAAUCGACAUUGACAGACAAGUUAAAAUUAAUGACAGGUAUGGUCAAGGAAGUGACAGUGAUUCUGACGAAGCACCUAAAAGGAGAAGGGAACAGCAUGAUAGAGAUAAGGAUGAUUUAAGUUCUGGUCGUGGUAGACUAGAUAGAAUCAGUACAGGGGAUGAUGAGUAUAAACCUGGUGAUGCCACUGAAAGAAGUAGAUCUAAUGUUAGGAAUCAAGAUAGAGUUGAAGAAACCAAGCCAUUAAUGAAGAAAAAAGUAGGUCAUGGUGACGAUUCAAGUUCCAGAGGCAGAGAGAAGGAUCUUGCACGUGAUGUUGAUGAUAAACAGAAGGAGAACGAUGAUGGAUUGAAUGCAUUUCGGAAAUUGGAGCAGCUGUAUGAAUCAAAGGGAGAUAGUUCUGGAGAUAGAAGUGAGGGCAUGACUCGCAGUAGGAAUGAGCCCCGGCAUGAGAAUAGGAGAGAGAGUGGGGAGGAUGAAGGUUACCGGCGAAGCCAUGGAAGAGAAAGAGGGGAUGCUGAAGGUCGCCAUGGAAGAAGGCAAGAAAGAGAGAGAGGUGAAGAUGAAGAUCACCAUGGAAGAAAGAAGAAAGUGGAUGAUGAAGAUCGCUAUGGAAGAAAGCCUGAAAGAGGGAGAGAGAGAGGGAGAGGGGAUGAUGAAGAUCGCCAUGGAAGAAAGCAAGAAAGAGAGAGAGGGGAUGAUAAAGAUGGCGAUGUCAGAAGACAUGGAGAUAGAGAGCCAUAUAAGAGGGACCGUGAGCGUCAACGAGAAGAGGAGCACGCAAGUAAUAAAGAUGAGAGAGGUGGGGAACACGUAUCGAAGAGGGCUAGGUAUGACGAGGGACGCCCUAGUGGAAGGAGAUACCCUGAGGAUGACAGGAGUGAUGAUAGGCGGUCUAGGCGCGGGUGAUUAAUCCACGUGGCUGCUGCUUUGCUUUCUCGAGUUUGCUGAUUGUAAGUUGGCUUACAUUCAGUAAAUAGUUAUUUCUCCUGCAACUUGAUCGUCUGAUAAUUCCCCGUGACGUUUGCAGUGUGAUUUGCUAGGGACUUGUAACGAGGAUAUGGUUAUUUCAUUUGUGUAUGGUUUGUUUUAUCUUUUGUUGUGAUAUGGUAUGGUUGCUAUGCAAUGCAUUCAGCAUUAUGAACUCUCAUCUUUGAAAUUGUGUGUCAAUGCUUCACUUUAAUAACAUGCAACUGAUUGCUUUUCUGCUUA